UGUGACGCGGAGCACACACUCGUGUUGCCGACGACUCUUUCCAGACUUCUGUGUCGAACCCCACCCUACGCAAUGAUUUCAAUCGCCCUCGUACUUCUCAUAGGGACAGCGUUUGCUGUUAAUGCUCAACAACACCCACCCAAUCCACAAAUACCUAUAAUUCGCUACGAAUCGGACGGACCUAACCCAGACGGUUCAUAUAAAUGGUUAUAUGAAACUGGCAACGAAAUUAACGCAGAAGAGUCUGGCUUAGUUAAAAACUUGGGAAGAGGAGAGGGUGAAGAAAUACAAGUCGCAGAAGGAAGAUUCAGUUACAAAUCACCAGAGGGCACUCCCAUCGCUCUCUCGUAUAUAGCCGAUGAGAAUGGAUUCCAGCCACGGGGAGACCAUCUGCCGACCCCUCCGCCUAUUCCACCAGCAAUCCAAAGAGCCAUAGACUAUUUGAAGUCACUGCCACCUACCGCCCAAGGGUCAAACAUACAAACACAAUACCAACCCGCACCAUUCAAGCCCGGCAGAAGAUUUUAGCGAGACAAGUCUUAGAUUACGUACCUAUUUUACGAAACGUGAUUCGUCUAAUAUAAUCUGUGUAUAUUGAGCAUUCUUAUGUAAAUAUAGAAACAAAUUAAUGUCGUAUCUGUAUUGGUGUAAUUUUAACACAAUUAUACGAUGAGUAAGGGCAUAUUUGCCUUUUUGUUAAUCAUAGAGGCAUGAUAGGUUAAGUCUUUUGUUUGAUUUAUUAUGACACGUUCACAUAGUGAUUGAGCAUAAUAGAAAAAUAAUAAAACAUUUUACCUUUGCAA
Manduca sexta (tobacco hornworm) is the source of this 803-nucleotide messenger RNA. RefSeq names its product endocuticle structural glycoprotein ABD-4 (gene CPR33). NCBI's taxonomy places the organism in Eukaryota, Metazoa, Arthropoda, Insecta, Lepidoptera, Sphingidae. Gene Ontology annotation, cellular component: chitin-based extracellular matrix. The transcript has 4 exons. Bases 73 to 528 code for a protein of 151 amino acids. The record is from RefSeq and is a predicted model, not a curated record. Gene Ontology annotation, molecular function: structural constituent of chitin-based larval cuticle.